Molecule: messenger RNA, 3227 nt
Organism: Alligator sinensis (Chinese alligator)
Lineage: Eukaryota; Metazoa; Chordata; Crocodylia; Alligatoridae
Gene: GEMIN6
Product: gem nuclear organelle associated protein 6
Exons: 4
Coding region: 1970-2473 (167 amino acids)
Biological process (GO): spliceosomal snRNP assembly; spliceosomal complex assembly
Cellular component (GO): nucleus; SMN complex
Source: RefSeq, a predicted model, not a curated record
CUGUUAACGUGUACCACUGACAGGUUGUACGCUUGGCACUGGUGGUACACGUACCACAGAUUGGGAACUGAUGAACUAGGCAACCUUCAGCGCCUAAAGGCCAUUUCUGAGGUAAGGCCCAAAGGAGCGUUGUAAGAAUCAUCUUCUCAACUAUAACUAGAGAAACAGCUACAGAUGUGUGAAUUGCUCUUUCAGCUCAAUGGGAACUUGAUUCAAAGUGGAUAACUAAAAACAGGUCAGAUUUCCCUUGGAACAAAGUCUUUUUAUUCUGGGAUUUUACCCACUCGUUGUCUCACCCUAACUACCUGGAAAGUUACAGGGAUAACACUUUUUCCCUCCGGACAAUAUUGGCUAAUUAAAGUUAAUUGCCAUUCAAAUUGCAUGUAUAAACAACUGUCUUGCACCUGUCUCGAUACAAGUCAAAGCCUGAAGAAAUCAGUAAGGAGAAAAGCACAAUAAACCCCAGUUGCCUAUUUUAAAUUUAUUAAAGUCAACAGAUAUUAGCUCUGAAGCUUAUGAAAACAGUUAUAAAGGUCACUACCCUUGAUUAUUUAAUUGCCAGGCAUUUUAAACUAAUAACUAAUGCACCAAAACUAUGUUAAAAAAACAACAGUAAAAAACCCCUUGCAUCACUUUGCAAAUCUGAAUAAAAUAUCAUCACACUGUGGGUGUCAAAGGCUCAUUUUGCAGAAUCUGAGGUUAAAUGAAAUUACACCCUUAAUCUGCAAAACUAUAAAUCACAUGGUUUGGAGUCUCUUUAGUUCCUGCUCCUCUGUUUGUCUCAAAACCGUCACACACUAAUUUUAUCAGAAAUACUAAUGAAAUAUGUUUGAUGUGGGGCCAUUUACCUGAAGUGAUUUCUGGGAAAUGUUUCAUCAGUAAAAUAGAAACAGAAUACAGAACUUUUCUAGAACAGAAACAAACAUUAUCCACAUUUUUAAAUAAGAUUUUCAUCGUCCUAGCUGUACCAAAAAAAAAGCUUAUAAAAAUGCCCAAACGAAAAGACUCACAAGUUAAAUGAAAUCCGGCAUGCACACAAAUUAUACAUGCACACAUCACGUGCGUUAUACCGCGCAUAUAGUUCCCUUUGUAUUUUAUCAGACUUUUUGCACAACCAAAUGAUUUGGUGGGCCUGAACAGGUUGGGGCACAGCGACCAGAUAAUGAAGCUGUGCACUUUCAGAACACCGGUUUUCCUUUUAAAUCGAUUUUAAAUCGUUCCUAUUGAGAUCGGUCUGCUCUUUUCCAUGGUUUGUGAUAUCACAAAGGACGCGAAAGAGCAGAGCGAUUUGAAUCUAGUUCACGCACUUGUACUAGGGCAUGUUUAGCUUCUCCUGGGAAGACGUUUCGGCUCACAGCCUUGCGCGAUUAUUCAGCUGCCAAGUAGCUGUGAACAAAGGAAGCGCAGCUGCUCCGAGACCACAGCCCGCAGAGCAACGAGGAGCAGGAUAUGCACAGACCUCAGCCCCCGCCUCACUACAGCGGGGAAACUGCAGAGCAAGGGCUUGUGGGACCAGGAAGUGUGUUUAGCAAAGCCCUGCGGCUGGACGCCCGUCCCUGCUCUUCCGGGGCAGGGUAGCUGAUCACAGACCCACGGCAACUCGCAAGACGCCACAACUCUUGAUUUGCCUGAGCAUUCCAGGGGGAACCAGGGACUGAAGGAAUCUCCCAACCAUCAAAUAAUUUCUUGUCCCAAAAGCAGCAGCCGCAAAGUGAAGAACACUCGCUGACAGUGCUCCCUGCCUCUGUGGGCUUCCACCUUGUAUUCAGUCUUGUGCAAGGGUCUUCAUUCCCCCUCCCUACAUGACCUUUCGAGGAGGGAUCCUGCGAACAGAGGACACCUACCUGGCUAUACCUGGGAAACAUAAGCAGUUCUGCUGUAGUUCCCAAUAAAAGCUGUUGGGAAAGGUUGCAUAUUUCAGCUUCCUGCACAGCCUGGCAUAACAAUGAAGGUUCUAUGAGGGGGAAGGAUGACUGAAUGGCAGAGAAAGAGUCCCCUGGAGUGGCAGACCUACUUAAACAAGGAGGCGAAAGUUACAGCUGCUGAGAAGCAUGAAUAUGUAGGAUGGGUCUUAACAGUUGACCCAGUUUCUGCAAACAUCGUUUUAGCUAAGCUCCUGGAAGAUGAAAAAGUAUCUGUUUCAGUUGUCUUGGGCCAUGCUGUGCAAAAAGUUGAAAUAGUGAGUGAAGGGGACAGCCCAAUACAGGAACAGCUUGCUCACCUCUUUAUGCCAGAAGAGAGCCAAGCAUACAGCCAGGAAGAGCUGGAGAGGAGGAAGAGCAGCUUGAAGACCUGGCUGGAAACUAAUCAUAUUCCAGUCACAGAAGAAGGAGAAUCACAGAGAACAUUGUGUGUUGCAGGGGUCUUAACAAUUGAUCCACCCUAUGGGCCAGAAGACUGCAGCAGCUCUAAUGAAAUUAUUCUGUCUAGGGUGCAAGGUUUGUUACAGGGCUAUUUUGCAGCACCACAAUAAUGAACAUAUUGACAAUUUCAUUCAAAUAUUUCAUAUUUCAAGAAUAGGGGGAAAGGGUAGGUAGGUUAUUUUCUUUUCUUAAGAAUUGUUGUGUGUGAUUGACAGGCUUGGUUUUCACUGGUAGAGCUAGGAUGAACAGCACUGCUGGGUUUGAGCUACAUGGAUUUUUCUGUGUAUGAGGGCAUAAACAACAACACAGCAGUGCAUCUAAAAGCAGGGGACAUUUGUUUAUAUUUUUGUUUUAAAAUGUCAUUCGAUAUUAAUGGUAUAUUUAAUGACUCCAAAGCCAAUAGCUUCUUUAACAAUGUGGUACCAUAUGAAAAAUUUAAGCUUUUUUUCCCUAUGACUAUAUGAUUUCUGCCUUUAAACAAUGCUUCUGAGUUCAUUUCCCCCUCUGGCAGUAUAUAUGACUAAACAGUUUGCCAUAAUAUAUUGUUUUUAAGAAGAAAAAUUUGCUUGCUUAAUCAGUAAUUUCCAGAUUAAACUAACAAGUUUAAAUAACAAAAAUGUUCAUGUAAAACUCUGCUUUACUGUCAAUUUACACAAACACAUAGAAUGUUUAUUAGAAAUAUUUGGCUGGGGUUCUCCUGUUUUAGUAGAAAAAUGCUGAUGAAAAUCCAGUACCAUAUGAAAGUUGCCAUGUUGUUAGCAUGUAGCUACAAGUUUCUAAUUUAAAUUACGUUGCAUAUAUGCUAAAUUUGUUCAUUUUUGACAGCACUGAACUUCUUCAUUAAUAAGACAACUUAUGACAAAC